Acipenser ruthenus (sterlet) is the source of this 5673-nucleotide messenger RNA. Its product is annotated as solute carrier family 2, facilitated glucose transporter member 1-like. Gene Ontology annotation, biological process: monosaccharide transmembrane transport; response to insulin. Gene Ontology annotation, cellular component: basolateral plasma membrane; apical plasma membrane. The transcript has 10 exons. Gene Ontology annotation, molecular function: hexose transmembrane transporter activity. Bases 328 to 1809 code for a protein of 493 amino acids. The record is from RefSeq and is a predicted model, not a curated record. Lineage: Eukaryota; Metazoa; Chordata; Actinopteri; Acipenseriformes; Acipenseridae.
CCCCCUAAGAUCAAUUUCAGAGCGAGAAAGACAUCAAGGAAUAGUCAGGGUAAACGUUGAUACAACGACAGGACGCGAUCAAAUACACAGCUUUGUAACUUUCAGCCUUUAUUAAAAAGUGGGUGUAUGUUAAACGGGGAAAAAAAGUACACUAUGAACGGGGAUCGCUUCUAUAAGAAUCACUUUUAACCUAUUUUUUUUCCUUCAGCUAAGCAAAUAGGCUACGACACCAAUACAAAUCAGCAUACAAGAAUCGGACUUUUAAAAUCGUCGGUUUCAGAUUUUUCUACAGAAAGUAAUUUGAAGAGGACAUUCGGGUCAGGAAGGAUGGAAUCAGGCGGCAAGCAAGUGACGUUUCAGCUGAUGCUGGCUGUAGGAGCGGCUGUGAUUGGGUCCCUGCAGUUUGGAUACAACACUGGAGUGAUCAACGCCCCACAGACGGUCAUUGAAUCCUUCUACAAUGAUACCUGGUUUGACCGAUACCAGGAGCCCAUUCCUCCAACCUCCCUCACCACCCUCUGGUCUGUCUCUGUCGCCAUCUUCUCGGUCGGGGGCAUCUUUGGAUCUUUCUCUGUCGGGCUCUUUGUCAACCGCUUUGGGAGGCGAAACUCCAUGCUGUUUUCCAACAUUUUGGCCUUCAUCGCUGCUGCUCUCAUGGGCUUCUCGAAGCUAGGUGCCUCCUGGGAGAUGAUAAUCAUUGGCCGCUUUGUGGUGGGACUGUACUGCGGGCUGACCACUGGCUUUGUACCCAUGUACGUGGGUGAGAUUUCACCCACUGCCCUCCGGGGGGCGCUAGGCACCCUCCAUCAGCUGGGCAUAGUCAUCGGGAUCCUCAUGGCACAGGUUUUCGGGAUGGACGUGAUUAUGGGCAAUGCCUCCCUCUGGCCCAUCCUGUUGGGUUUCACCUUCAUCCCCGCCGUGGUGCAGUGUGCCAUCCUCCCCUUCUGCCCUGAGAGUCCUCGCUUCCUGCUUAUCAACCGCAACGAGGAGAACAAGGCAAAGAGCAUUCUGAAGAAGCUGCGUGGCACGACGGACGUGGGUGCUGACAUGCAGGAGAUGAAGGAGGAGAGCAGGCAGAUGAUGAGGGAGAAGAAGGUGACCAUCCCCGAGCUGUUCCGCUCGCCGCUCUACAGGCAGCCCAUCCUCAUCGCCAUCGUGCUGCAGCUGUCCCAGCAGCUGUCAGGAAUCAAUGCUGUGUUCUAUUACUCCACUGAUAUCUUCAGGAGAGCUGGAGUGGCACAGCCAGUGUAUGCCACCAUCGGUGCUGGAGUCGUCAACACCGCGUUCACCGUCGUUUCACUCUUUGUAGUGGAGCGUGCCGGCCGCAGGUCUCUGCAUCUCCUUGGACUUCUAGGCAUGGCAGGCUGUGCAAUUCUGAUGACCAUAGCGCUGGCUCUGUUGGAAAAGGUGGCCUGGAUGUCCUAUGUCAGUAUCGUGGCAAUCUUUGGCUUUGUGGCAUUCUUCGAGAUGGGCCCCGGACCCAUCCCCUGGUUCAUAGUCGCUGAGCUGUUCAGCCAGGGGCCCCGGCCCUCCGCCUUUGCUGUGGCUGGCUUCUCCAACUGGACCGCCAACUUCAUCGUGGGCAUGGGCUUCCAGUAUCUCGUGGAAUUGUGUGGGGCCUACGUCUUUGUCAUCUUCACCGUCCUGCUUCUGGGCUUUUUCGUGUUCACCUACUUCAAAGUGCCGGAGACCAAGGGCAGGACGUUCGACGAGAUCUCAGCCGGGUUCCGCCAAGGCUCGGGCUCCAACCCCAGCGAGAAGCACUCCCCUGAAGAGCUCAACAGCCUGGGUGCCGACUCCCAGCUUUAAUCUCUCCCUUUCCCCGGGCUUACGAAACGCAAGAAACAACCACACAAGAGCGGACUUCAUAUCUGUAUGUCUGAGUGAUUGUCUACACUGCUGGUAGAUUGAGACUUGCUGUCAUGACAUUUCUGGGGAAAAGAAGGGGUUUGUCCACACCAGUUUUUGGCAUAUGUGUAGAAAGGGUGAGGCUGAGAGAGGGGUCGUGUAGUGGGUACUAAUUUUUACUGCAAUUUACUGCUGUUGCAUAACCUCAGCUUUGCUGGCUGCUUUUAUAGAACCAUCAGAAUUUGUCAUGUAAAAAUGCUGGCCGUUCAUCUUAAGGGAAGUCGAUCUUCAGAUUUAAGUCAUCAAGAUUUUGAAGAAUUAAAAAAAAAGGCAAAGGCUGACCUCUCCUCUACCUUCCCCCUAAUGCAAGGACACUUGAGUGUUCACAAGAAUCUACAAACCCCGCCCCUUUCCAACGAUUGGCUCAUAUGAUUCGUCGUGGUAACUGUUACAUUCCGAGUUUUUAGGGAAAUAUGUUUCAUGUCAUGGGCUGGACUGAUAGCCUUACAAAAAACAGUUACAGGCACCUACUGCUAAUAGCAAUGGUGUGUUAUUUUAAUGUUGUUUUAAAGCUUCAUGUUGCGCAAAUAUCGUUUUUUACAAAAGUCUGACAUUGCGUUCCUGGAAGCAGAACUAAAAGAAUGUUAAUGUUUUUAUUUUUUUAUAAAUAUAUGUAGAUAGAUAUAUAUACAUGAUGAACGCUUUUAUGAUGAACCCCCAUGAAUUUCUUUCUGGACUAGAAAUUGGCAUGAAUUCGCAAGAGAUGAUAGCGUCAGACUCUUUCAGCGGAACUGUACCUCAGUGUAGUUCAUCGCAUAGCUGCGUUUGCAGCUCUGUAGAAAACGCAGCAGCCCAGCUUUCCUUUGCAGUGCUAAUAGAUGAGCCAUACAUUUUUCUAUAGAUUUAUAAGUGUUUUUAGUGAGGAGUAUUUUUUAAUACAAUUCGUCCUCCCUCUACCCAUGCCAAGCCUCUAAAAUCAAUCUCAUACAUUCAACCCCCUUAUUUUUGUGCUCUUUUGGUGGUUCACUUUUUAAGAAAAUGUGAUAUGGGUUAUAAGUACAACACUGGAUAAAAUGUAAACUGUCUGAUUCAUAUCCUGUGCUUUAGGUCAAUUUCACUCCCAUGAGCUAACAAUCAGCAAUAGCAGGAGCAGAAGUUUAAAUGUUUAUAGCAUUGAACUUCAUACAUCUGCAGAAAAGUGAAGUACCAAAACAGAAUGGGGAGGGGAUGAUAUCAUAUAAUAAAGAUAAUACUGAUAAUAAGAACAUUGAUUUGAAAUCCUUGACUAUUACUGAAAACCCAAAAAUGUGUCUGGAAAACUUUCUUCAUGGGGUAGAGUGACGGGAUGAGGCACCGAUGCUGUUUUUAAAUGUUUCAAAACGAGCAACAAUGGAAAAUAGAAAAUCCAUCACGAAUAGUAUAUCAGAAUUAAAAUCAUGCUAAAAAUAAACAGGAUGUAAAAACAGAGAAAGUAAAAAUGUAAAACCCUGAUAAACCAUGCAGUACUCUUACACGCUGCCCUAAAAUACACCAGCAGAAAUCCCAUGAACUCACAAACACACCACAAAACUGUCUGGUGGUGUCUCUAUUUCAUGAAACCCUACAACCAUACGCACCAGCAUCCUAUUUCAUUUUCUAUUGCUGUAUGAGGGCAUUUUUUUUUUUUUUUUUUAAAGCAGCCUAUUUCUCACUGAAAGCUAAAAGUUUGUGUGAGUUUUAUGGGGCAGGGAUGGCAAAAUUCCAGUUCAGUCAGUAUUAUAUUUUAUUAAUAAUAAUAAUAAUAAAUAAUGAUAACUAUACUAUUAAUAACAAUGAUGAUAAAUUAAAAACAGGACAUGUUUAGGAAUGACAUGUCAUAUUUCAAGCGAGUAUCGUAGAUUGUACAUUUUAAUUUUUAAUUUUUAUUUUAAAGUAAUAGGUUACAAAACAUUACAGGUAGUUUCUAUAAGUGGGGCCUAUAUAAAAUGUUAUUGUACUUUCCCUCCUUGACAGAGCAGCUCCAGAUUAUGGACUGCAAUUCCCACAAUUCUUUGUAAAUAGUCAUCCUCUUUGAAAUUUGAACACUUGCAACAUCAAUAGCACAGCAAAACAAAAAACAAGGAAUACAAUCUUGGAAUAAAUAAACAAUUUGAGUGAAUGUAAAUCUCCUUAAACCUGAAACAGAUUGCAUCUUAUCAGGACCAAACUGAAUGUGGAUUCCAGCUUUGAUCAAACUUUGGGGGUUGAAAUUAAAACAUAAUCGGAGAGCUUGUGUUUGUAACUAAUGCAGCUCAAAAUGCACAGCUGUCCUCUUUUGGAUUUGCCUUUCUUGUAAACAGGCAUUGAUCAGAUAUAAAGCUGUGUCUGGCAUAAAUCUUCAAACCUGCAUUCCAUGCUAGUGCUGCUGUGAGUGACACAAACAUUCCUUUGACUAACAUGCAUCUCUUACAGCGGUAUUGCAGCUGCGCAUUAAUUCUGAAUUCAGCUAGACAUUAGUCAAGAAUUUCAAUCAAAAUGUCAUUUAAAUUAGGAACGUGGCAUUAAAAUUAACUACAGAUUAGAUACCUUUUAAUCUAUUCAUGUUGUGACCAUUUCUUAGGCUUACAAAUGAUUUUUAUAUUUAAGGGUUAAUAUGUAAUAUGUAAGUGUUCAUAGUUCAAACACUGUAUAAUAUCUUUAAAUACAGCAUACUUCUAUGACCAUUUUGACCACCAAAUUCAGUGUCUAGUAUACUCUACACAAUGUAACAAAGGGUUUGUUUUUGUAUUUUUUUCUUAAAUAAUAUGCAAAAGUUAGACAGCUAUAACUAAAACACAAAAAUCAAACAGGCUUCGUUUACAAAUAAAAAUAGGCAUCAAAAUUUCAUCUAAUGGACAGGCUAAGAACCUUUUGUAUUCCGAUUGUAUUCAAUCUUCCCUCCCCAAAGUGUGCCUCCAUUGUGUCCUGUGUUGUGAUACAGGCUGUGUUUGUUUAUCUACUCUCUCUCUCUCUCUCUCUCUCUCUCUCUCUCUCUCUCUCUCUCUCUCUCUCUCUCUCUCUAUCUCUCUCUCUAUAAUAUAUAUAUAUAUAUAUAUAUAUAUAUAUAUAUAUAUAUAAUGUGUUUGUGUUUUGUGUAAUAACAGGAGAGAAAAGUAAAACACUGUAUACCAGUCUGGAUCUCUGUAGAAUACAUCACAGUCAUGACAUGUAAAACGUGUUUCCCCAAGGUAGUGCAGGAGAGUUGUUUGUAACAGUCUGUGGCACUGUCUGUAUUGACAUUCUUUUUGAUGAGUCUACUUGGUGGGAAACUUAUUGGCACCUGUAUUCUUACACACAUGUGUAUUCCAUGGUGAAACAAAUUUCAUCUUCCUAAAAUCAUGAAGUCGGUGACUGAAAAUAAUUAAGUAAACAUUUCCUGCUUUUCUUGUGUAUAGAUUUAAGUAUUUAUAUAUUUUUUAUAGUGUUGACUGUAGAUCCGUACUGUAAAUAGCAACAGAUUGCAUCCACAGGUGUACGUAAACUUGCUUUUGGUUUUGUGUACAGCACCAGUUUUCGAUGUAGAUGCUUCAUAGUCACCAUGGUUUUGCCUUCCAUAGUUUAAGAAUCUCAAAAACAAUAAAUCAAAAACAACAGAUAAAAUGUAGAAUGUAAUCCACCUUUGAGCAAGCAGGUACCAGUGACAGGUAAAGCUAUUUAUUAGAGGUUUAAUUUAUUAGUGUCUUAUAAAAACAAUAAAUCUGUGUGUCGUAGGCGCAGAAGGUAUUUUUUUGAACAAUGUGCCAAGGUGUGUUGCUGUGCUGUUUUUGUAAGAUACGAUUGUCUGGUGUUGUAAACAAUAAAACCGAAACAAAAACACACAGGGACCUA